This is a messenger RNA of Hibiscus syriacus, 716 nucleotides long. RefSeq lists its product as uncharacterized. NCBI's taxonomy places the organism in Eukaryota, Viridiplantae, Streptophyta, Magnoliopsida, Malvales, Malvaceae. Gene Ontology annotation, cellular component: histone acetyltransferase complex. Bases 25 to 594 code for a protein of 189 amino acids. The transcript has 6 exons. The record is from RefSeq and is a predicted model, not a curated record.
AGAUAAGAAUGAAUAGUAAAGCUUAUGAACUCCAGCAUCAAGUGUUUCCAUAUCAAUGCCAAAGUACGAGCAUCAGAUAAAAUGGUCAAAGAGGAUCAACGACGACACCGUCGGCGAUGCUGGCUUCUCUGCUUAAUAGAAGAGCUUCGAAAUAUCGAAAGACAAGUGUAUGAUAUGGAAACAAGUUAUUUACAGGAUCCCAGCCAAUGCGGCCACGUUUUGAAAAGUUUUGAGGGAUUCCUCUCUUCACCCAAGAACACUGCGCUCUUGAAGAGGUCCAGGAAGUUCCAGCUUGAAGAUAGGCUAUUUUCGCUGUCUUCUGCCAUUUCACCUGCGGCUGAAGAGGUUGCCGUGCGAGCCUGUAGCAUGCAGGGUGUAUCAACAAAUUUCCUUUUUAAUGUUUUGUUGUUUGUUGUUACUUUGUGUUUGGCAGAUGGGAAAUCGUACUGCUGCGGCGCAGGUCGGUCUAAGGGUGGAGGUUACUUUGCCAAUGGGCAAGGAAAGCCAAAGAAGGGAAGAACUAGAGAAGCCAAGAGACAGAGACACUCUAGUGAACCAGAUUUCGAUGAUGAUGAUCCUGAUGUCACAUUUUGAAACGAAUUUCGACCUGAUGAAUUACUUCUCGGCCUCCCCACAAGCUUUAAUGCCCGGUUUGUCGUCGGAAGAUAUUAUUUUGUAGAUUUUGAACUUUACUUUUUCAAGAUGAUCAAACUGAA